Caenorhabditis angaria is the source of this 3133-nucleotide messenger RNA. Lineage: Eukaryota; Metazoa; Nematoda; Chromadorea; Rhabditida; Rhabditidae. The record is from the annotation of a GenBank genome assembly.
AUGAAAGAUAUUAUCAUCAUUGUAUUAUUUUUACCAACUUGUUUUUCAACUGCUUUUGAAGCUUGUUCAUACUGUCCAAACAAAGAACGCGCUACAAAGUAUGUAUCAUGUGAUGCUGAUAUGUAUUCCUAUAGUACAUGUGGAAGAGUAAUUUGCUGUCGUAAGUUAUAAAAUGGCCCGGCAAUCCAGAAAUGAACAUGGUUUCAAAUGAAAGAUAUUCAUCUCUAUUGUCGGAAUCUACAGGGUGUACCAAAAGUAUACGACGGACUUUCUCAUGAGUCCUGAAACUGCUGAAUAAGCUAAACCAUCAGCAAUAUGAAAAAAGUUAGAUUGAAUCAGUAACUGCCUAUGUCUCAGAAAAUUUAGCUAUCGAAAUGAUAAAAAUUUCGGUGCGCCGAGCAUGAGUGGUUUUUAGCAAUCUUCACAUUCAGCUGAACUGGUUUUGAUUUCUGGUCAAACUAAAUCUAGACUGUUGUUAAAAUAUGAUAUAUCUGCACCUCUGAAGUAGCUUUCAACUUGUGAAUAUGACUUUCUAGCUGAAAUUUUAUAAAAUCUGUUUCAUUUCCGAAAACUGGUGAUUUUUUCUGAAAUCUCUCAAAUUUUCGAUAUUUCUAAAGAAGAAAUGUUACCAAAAUGAUUUGAAUGAAUGGGACAUGAUAAUAAAUGAUAUUUCACUAAACUAAAACAGAAUAUUCAAAAUCUAGUGUGAAAUGAGUCAAUUUGGAGCUAUUUCGUGAUUUUAGACGAUUUUAUCCAAAUUCUAAGAUUUGAUUCAAGCACCGAAAAAUAUAAAAGUAAGUCAGAAAUCCAUAUUUGAUGGAUUCUGAUCGUUAUUAGAGGUCUUUAGGUAGAUCAUAAAAAAUAUUGAAACCAAUUUAUAAAAUUGACUCAGAUAUGAGAGGUCUCUGAAGUUCAAGAGCGAGGCGCCGCACCGACGUUUUUCAUGAACCACUAACCUAACCCUAAAAUCAAACUCUAAGUCAAAAUGAAAAACAUGCAUGAUCAAAGUUACUAAAUUAUGUCCUAUUUACCCAUUGAACACAAUAUAUGUCGUAUACUUUUGGUACAUCCUGUAUAUAAAAAGUUGCGAAAAAGCUUUCUCGAUUUUAUGGAGCCCGAGACAAAGCUUUUGAGAAACGGCUAUUUUUUCUGUCAUUUCAAUUUAAAUAAUUUCAAAGAAUAAACGACGGACUAAUAGAUCUAGAUUGAUGAUAAAGACUGGAAAAAAAGCAAGUGCGCUCCAGCGAACACAAAUAAUCGAAAUCAGGUGGCAUUACCCUUCAUUCUUUUUUCAGUCGUUGAGAAUGUAGACUGUUUCGAGGGACACAAAGCUGUUCACAAAAUCGAUGGUAAAUGUGAAAGUGAUCGAAUUGCGACUAGAAUGAGAUUAAUGAAAUUUUUAAGCCAAGAAGUUUGUUGUCGUGAGUUAUUAAUUUAAAAUAAACAAUUGAUUAUUAGAUACAACUAUUCUUUGUCAAAUUUCAGCUCCAACUGGUGCAAAAUGUCUUGGAAGAUCAAAAGAUGCAACUGUCCCACCAUGCAAUUCUCAUCAGUAUUUGAGCGAAUUCAAAAUUGAGAACAGAUAUUUAUCGGACAAAUUGUCACUAUGUUGUUGUAAGUAUUUUGAAAUGGGACUGGGAUUAUUAUUGUUUUUUUCUUGAAACAUAUGUAUCGGCAUUUCUUUUUCAGCUCUCGAUGAUAUUCAAAAAUGCCCUGACGGUAGUGUUCCUCAUGAUUCACCGUGUAAAGAAAGCGAUUAUGAACAUAAUGUAGAUGGUCACAAAUUUUGUUGUGGUCAGUUUUAUUUUUCAAACUAAAAUUCAAUCUCAAAUUUCUACUUACAGAGCUUUCUGCUUUCAAAUGUCCGCUCAACGAUAUUCCAACAAAUGCACCGUGUUCAGCUGAACAAUUUCUUUUCAAAUUUGAACAGGGACCAAAAUUGUGUUGUGGUAAGUAUUAUAAAUACUUGUUAUCCUCAAAUUUGUGUAUUUUCUAGAUGAUGCAAAAUGUUUGAAUGAACAACAUCCAACAGAUCUUCCAUGUAAUGCAAAUCAAUAUGAAAAAGAGUUUGGUGCUUUCCGAAAAGUUUGUUGUGAACUUGAAGAAUUGAAAUGUGUCGAUGGUGAAAAACCAGACAAGCAGCCAUGUGCUUCAGAAAGAUAUUUGACUAAUUUAGGAGUUGCCGAAAAUGAACAAGUCUGUUGUAGUAAGUUUUUUGUGCAUCUACAAAAUAUUGAUCUUCCCAAUAAAAAAAUGCAAAAAAUAAACCGCAAUCGUGCACACUGACGUCUUACCAAGUGCAGAAAAUUCGCUCUGUUGCACACUAAUUAUAAUUUUCUUUUUUUUUCAUUGGGAUCUUGGAAAUAGGGAUUUUCGGGACCCGGAAUGGGGCUUUCUAACCUAAACAGUUAUUACUAUGGUAAAGAACCACAGACAUUUGAAGUAGGUUUGUUUUAUUUGACAAGAGAUUUUAGCUCGGGAACCAUAAAUUCAUCAGAUUCAAAGGAGCACGUUUAAUAACAAUUUCUGCGGAGGGUCCCCCAUAACAUAUUGUUAUUUUCUAGAUGAUGUAAAAUGUCUGAAUAAACAACAUCCAACACAUCUUCCCUGUGAUGCAUAUCAAUAUGAACGAGAAUUUGGUGCUUCCCGAAAAGCUUGUUGUGAACUUGAAGAAUUGAAAUGUGUAGAUGAAGAAAAACCAGACAAGCAGCCAUGUGUUCCAGAAGCAUAUCUCACGCAUUUAGGAGUUCCGGAAAAUGAACUAGUCUGUUGUAGCAAGUUAUCUCUGGAAAACUUAAAAUUAUCAUCGAAUUCCAAAAAAUGCGAAAGAAAUAUUGAUUGUGGAACUGGAGAAGAAGCAGAAGUUUGUAUUUUUGAUGGAAAAAUUGGAGAAGGAAAAUGUUAUUUGAAUCCAAUGACUUAUAAAAGUCCAUCUGUAGGUUUUCCAAUUAUGGUUGUAAUUGUACCAAUUAUCAUAAUUAUAAUUAUUUUGUUCUUAAUUGGUGGUGGAUAUUUGUAUUAUAAGAAGAAAAUCAACAAAGAAGAUAAGAAUACUGAGAAAUCGAAUGAAAAUGAGAAAAAAUCGCAGAAAAAAUCAAUCUCGACUCCAAGUUCUGUCAAUACUCCUGUUUGA